AUGGCUGGGAAUGUUAACAAUGAUGGUUGUUCUGUUCUCGUGAUUUCUCCUUUGAAGAGCAUUAUAAGUGAUCAAAUCUCUUAUCUUCAAUCGAUCAAUAAUACCGCAGUUGAAAUGUCGAACAAAACAUUCGUGGAUAUAGUGCGAUCACCGCCGCAAUUUAUUUACGCUACAGCGGACCAAGUUAUUGACCAAAAGUUCAUGAAAGAAAUUAAAAGCAUGACCAGCAUACUUCAUCAUAGUAUUGUUGCAGUUGUCAUGGAUGAAUCGCAUACUGUGGAGACGUGGGGUGCUAAAAGGUAUUUGGGGUUAUAAUAUUUAUUAUUCGCGAUUCUGUAUGUAAUACUUGCGAAUUGGAACUAAUGUAUUAAAUACGAGAGACCUGAUUGACAACAAGUAUGGUAUAUUAUUUGCUACUCAUUUUAUAGAAGGGGAUACACGAUCGAAUAAGAGUGAAAUAUUCCGUAGUGCAUAUGGAAAAUUAUCAAUGCUACGAUCCGUUUGCAAGCAAGGUACACGUUUGUUAAUUAACUAUAGGCUGCAUGAAAAAUCAUAUGUUCCAACCAUGUUAUUGAAUAAAGUAUUGUGCUAAGAAUGUUCAGCAGGUGAAUUUCAAUUGAUGAUUAUUUGCUUUAGUAUCCUAUUAUUUAUAAUACUAAAUGAACAAUUAUUGAUUUAUAAAAUGAAUACAUUCAAUUGAAAGAAACAUGAAAAUACUUCUCGUAGAGAUGAAUGGAUCAGAAACAAAAUAACAGGCAUUUAUAGAAGUCAGAUUGGAUUGCUACUUGGAUCGAACCAGGGGCUGGACGCUAACCCCAGCCCUAAACCCAAGCAUAACCAGCAGCAGGUCAAUGAUCGAUCCGGGUUUUUUGUUUGAUCUGGCCCAGGCCAACUACGAUAUCCAAUCCGACUUUUAGGCAGGUCCUCACAAUAACUGGGUUAUUGAACAAAAUGAAUAAGUUAUCUAUUUUGAGACAAAAUAACUCUUUUCAUAUGCCACUGAAAUUCUGCUAUAGACAUUCCAAACAUCUGAAACUGUGAUGUGCGUGAAUGUUACAAUAGUUUGCCCUACUGGUGGCAUCACAGGGCAAAUGAUGACUAACCUGCAAAUCAACUUCCCUGCAAUAAAGGUCUAGGUUGGGGCCCAAGCAGUUGUGUCCAUCAAUACCAACCUGUUAUGCAGGGUAAACCACAAUUUUAACUUUUUUGUUCAACAAUGUCUCAUUUAGGUACACCUUUCUCAGCUCUCACAGGAACAGCCGAUGAAAGCACAGAAAAAGAAGUUUCAAUGAGCUUGAAUAUGGUUGAUCACCAAAGAGUGUUUGUCAGUCCAAAUCGAACAAAUUUCCAUUUCCAUGUGGAGAAGGUACAAAAAGCAUGUAUGUUGUCACAACUAGACUGGAUUGUGAUUUGUUAAAGAAAAUGGGGUAAAUACUCCCAAGGUUAUUGUGUUUUGCAGCAAUCUAUAUGCAAGUGCUAGUGUUAUGAACUACUUAAUGAUGCAGCUGGGCCAUAAUGCAUUUUAUCCACCAACAUCACGUGAAAGAAAACAUUGUUUAAUAGGAAUUUUCCAUUCUGCUACACUUCCAAAGUAUAAAGAGAAACUCCUACAGUGUUUCAAAGACACGAAUGGGUCAAUAAGGGUUACUGUUGCAACAAUUGCACUAAGUAUGGGGGUUAACUUCACCGAUAUUAGAUUUGUGGUUAUGUGGGGACCACCAAGAAGCAUACUGGACUUUCAUCAAGAAGCUGGGCGUGCAGGACGAGACAAUAAACCAGCUGAUGUGAUACUUUAUUAUUAUGGUCAACAAAUUGUGCACUGCGACUCGUCGCAGUUAUGUGGAGUUUUUUGAAAUGUGAAAGCUGUUAUCAUGUUGCAAGCUAUUCUUCAUUGGAUUCAAAUAUAGUGUCGCUUGUUCCUGCUCAUGACUGUUGUCAGUUUUGUGCAAAGUCUUGUGACUGCAGCAAUGGGUCAUGUGAACAACAUAUAAAGUAAUUUAAGAUAGAUUGUACUGUCAGGGAAUAUGAUCAUCCAUGCAGAGCUGUGUCAGAGUCUGACAAGCAUGAACUGCAAAGUGCCUUAGAAGAAUUACAAAACACAUUAACAAAAAAUCCUGAUAGAAGUGCUUUUGGAACUACAUUUUCUCAAGGAUUUUCUUCAGAACUAAUAUCAGAUGUUAUUCAAUAUUCAAAUAGGAUUUUUUCACUUGAAGAUAUCUUAACACAUACCCCAGUGUUCAACUUACAUCAUGCAAUUCAGAUAUUUGAAAUUACUGCUGAAAUGUUUGAUGACAUUGAUGAAUAUCAUCUCACGAAUAAUGCUCCCAAUUUAGAAAACCUGGGAUUCAGUUAUACAUGUAUUGAUGAACUUUUGAAUGUUGAUUAUGACAGUUCUAAUGUGGAAACGUUGCCUGACCCAGAUCUCUAA
Molecule: messenger RNA, 2428 nt
Organism: Paramuricea clavata
Lineage: Eukaryota; Metazoa; Cnidaria; Anthozoa; Malacalcyonacea; Plexauridae
Source: the annotation of a GenBank genome assembly